CACAGUUCCUUGUCGAUCCCCACAUUUGAACAAUGGCCGAAAACCCAAGCGCCGUCCGCGGGACCCUUCCCGAGUGGCAGAUAAAUACUGACCUACGCCCUCCGAGCCGCUUUUCUUCUCCCAAAAGAUCUGCGCCCAACGUGAACUUCAUGCGACAACGCAAGGAUCACAAACACAACCUUCAAACCAUCCGCGAUCCAGCAGAGCUGAGGGCCCUUCUUGCACGUACAGAAGAUACGCUGAAGGACAGUGCCUUGAUAUCGGGUCUGUCGGAUAAGGGCGAGAAAUUGCGGCUCACUGCCGAGGCAAUAAAAGCUCGUCUGAAAGAGAUUGAUGCUACUAUGGAGCGUGGAGCGAACAACCAAUUGAGUAAUCCGCAGCGCAGCCCUCAAGGACAAGAUGCGGACGCUGAAGACGAAGAAAACGAUGUGGAACUAACCAACAUGGAGAACCAGAUGAGAAGGAUGAGCAUUCCAUCAGAUACUGGUGACAGAGAAAUACAUGAAUUAGAGGAGAAGAUGGGAGAACUACACGUGCGAAAUGCCGCGGAAGGUUCUCCAGCUAGAAAUGGAACACAGGGCCGACAUCAUCAAUCACCAUCAAAAGCUCACGCAAAGUCCCCAGGAGCGAACAGUAAAGUAAGAGCGCUGCCGCUUGAAGAAGUGGUCCAGUUGGAAGAUGAGCGACAGAAGCAGAUCGAGAGAGCGCGAAUUCAAGAGGCCAAAGAACGCCUCGCAAAAUCAUCUGCUGUUCGGUUUUCAACCAAACCAAUGCAUACAGAUGAGGACGACGAGGAGAGCGAGGACGAUGACUUUGACUUUAUUUGAUUGCCUCUUGACUAUACAAGUUUUGAAUUAGUACUGAAUGGUACGAUCAAUAUCGUGUACUUGUCGAAUGCACGCACAACCAUGUAGCCGCUUUCCGGAGAUGGGACUUGUCUUAUUUAUUCGAUCACCAUGAUUGACCAUUCACUACAAUUGAUAAUCGGAAUCAGCGGAUUUGAUGUCCAUACCCAGCUUAGAUUCUGAAGAGCAAUGAGGUAUCCAAAGUUGUUUGACAAAAG
Spizellomyces punctatus DAOM BR117 is the source of this 1063-nucleotide messenger RNA. RefSeq lists its product as uncharacterized. The transcript is spliced from 5 exons. Bases 33 to 827 code for a protein of 264 amino acids. Lineage: Eukaryota; Fungi; Chytridiomycota; Chytridiomycetes; Spizellomycetales; Spizellomycetaceae. The record is from RefSeq and is a predicted model, not a curated record.